Messenger RNA from Nelumbo nucifera (sacred lotus), 3036 nucleotides. RefSeq names its product structural maintenance of chromosomes flexible hinge domain protein. The record is from RefSeq and is a predicted model, not a curated record. NCBI's taxonomy places the organism in Eukaryota, Viridiplantae, Streptophyta, Magnoliopsida, Proteales, Nelumbonaceae.
UAACGGCAUGUUUGGCAAUUUCUCGUCUCUCCCAGCUCGACUCUUGUUCAGAGAGAAAGAUAGAGAGAAGCUCUGAAAUUCUAUCAAACAGAUUUGAAUCUCUCGAGGGGGCUUCCUAAGAGUUUUUUUUUUUCUUUGUUUUCUUUGAAGACCCGGAACAUUUUUCAAGCAGAGAUCUUGCCAUUCCGGCGGGAAAACGUUGUUCUUUAUAGGAGAAGCGGGUUAUCUGAUGUAGAUCUUGAGCUUUUUCAUUUUUCUUCAGAGUUCAGAGAGUGUUUGGAGAUUUUGGGAUUCUUGUGGGGUUCGGCUUCUGUUAGAAAAAUUGGGAAUUUUUUGGAGGCAAUCUAGUGCUUGAACCGGAGGGGCGAAUGGUGGUGAAGAUGAUGAAAUGGCGGCCAUGGCCACCACUUUUGUCGAAGAAAUUCGAGGUGAAGCUGGUGCUGAGGAAAAUGGAGGGGUUUCACGUUGGAACGGGUGAGGAAGAGAAGACAGGGGAGGUUCCGAGAUUAACGGUGGAGAUCAGAUGGAAGGGUCCUAAGAUCGCUCUGAGUUCUUUGAGGCGGACGGUGAAGAGGAACUUUACUAAGGAGGAGGAAGCGAGGAGCGACGGGAUUGUUGAGUGGAAUGAGGAGUUCCAGAGCGUUUGCAGUCUUUCGGCUUACAAGGACAAUGUGUUUCAUCCCUGGGAGAUCGCAUUUACGGUCUUCAAUGGCUUGAAACCAGGGCCAAAGAACAAGGUUCCUGUUGUUGGAACAGCAUUAUUAAACAUUGCAGAAUUUGCUUCUGCAUCUGAAGAAAAGGAGCAUGAAAUAAACAUCCCUCUCAUUCUGGCUAGUGGCACUGCUGAUUCUCAACCCUCUCUUUAUUUAUCUCUCAACUUAUUAGAAUUGAGAACCACCCAAGAACAUGCAGAGACAGUGGCACGGUCAAUAGUUCCUGUUCCACUGUCACCCCGAUCUGGAGAAUCUGUCUCAACGGAGAGAGAUGAGCUUUCUGCUCUCAAAGCAGGUCUGAGGAAAGUAAAAAUACUGACAGAGUAUGUAUCAACGCGAAAAGCUAAGAAGGCAUGCCAUGAGGAAGAGGACAGUGAGGGAAAAUGCUCCGCAAGGAGUGAGGAUGGUGAAUAUACAUACCCAUUUGACACAGACUCCCUUGAUGAUUUUGAUGAAGGAGAGCUAGAGGAAGGGAAGGAAGAUUCUAGUGUUAGGAAGUCAUUCAGUUAUGGAACAUUAGCAUAUGCUAAUUUUGCUGGGGGAUCAUUUUACUCUGACAAGAGGUUCAAUGGGGAUUACGAGGACUGGAUUUACUACAGCAACCGCAAAUCAGAUGCGAGCUGCUUGCAUGUUGAGGACCCAGUGGCGUCAGUCUCUGAUCAAUCUAGUUCAAAACGAAGCAUCCUACCUUGGAGGAAGAGGAAGCUGAGCUUCAGAUCUCCUAAGCCUAAAGGGGAGCCACUGUUGAAGAAAGCAUAUGCAGAAGAGGGUGGGGACGACAUUGAUUUUGACCGCAGGCAGCUUAGCUCAUCUGAUGAGUCCUUUCCUCUAGGGUGGCACAAGGCUGAUGAAGAUUCAACUGCAAAUCGCUCCUCAGUGUCUGAAUUUGGGGAUGACAAUUUUGCUGUGGGAAGCUGGGAACUUAAGGAAGUAAUAAGCCGUGAUGGACACAUGAAGCUCCAAACUCAAGUCUUCUUUGCUUCCAUUGAUCAACGGAGUGAGCGAGCUGCUGGUGAAAGCGCAUGUACAGUUCUUGUUGCUGUAAUUGCUGAUUGGUUCCAAACCAACCAAGAUGCAAUGCCAAUCAAAUCUCAGUUUGACAGCCUCAUCAGGGAAGGCUCCCUAGAGUGGAGAAACCUAUGUGAGAAUGAGACAUAUAGGGAGCGUUUCCCAGACAAGCACUUUGACCUUGAGACAGUCCUCCAGGCCAAGAUCCGUUCUGUAUCUGUUGUCCCACGGAAGUCUUUCAUUGGAUUCUUUCAUCCAGAUUGGAUGAAUGAAGGGGGUUUUGAUUUUUUGCAUGGUGCAAUGUCCUUUGACAACAUCUGGGAUGAGAUCAGCCGUGCUGGGUUGGAAUGUCCCAAUAAUGGGGACCCCCAGAUCUACAUUGUCAGCUGGAAUGACCAUUUUUUCAUUCUCAAGGUUGAACCAGAAGCUUACUACAUAAUUGACACGUUAGGAGAGAGGCUUUUUGAAGGAUGUAAUCAGGCUUAUAUCCUGAAAUUUGACAGGAAUACAACAAUCCAUAAAAUUCCAAACGAGGCACACCAAUCGGAGGAAAAACCUGCUGGUGAUCAACAGGUAGUUCCGUCUGGGGAAUCUGGAAUGCGGCAGGUCCAGCAGAACAACUCCAAGGAAGUUCCGGCAGCAGGGUCUGUAGUACUAACAAAACCAGAUGAAUCUGGAAACAGUGAAGCUGAAGAGGAGAUCGUGUGCAGAGGGAAGGAGUCAUGUAAAGAGUAUAUAAAGAACUUCUUGGCUGCAAUCCCCUUGAGGGAAUUACAGACAGAUAUCAAGAAGGGGUUGAUGGCUUCUACACCUCUGCAUCACCGGCUGCAAAUUGAAUUCCACUACACAGAGUUCCGACAGCCAGCACCUGAACCUCCAGCGGCAGAAGUAACAGCGGCAGAAAUGGGGGUGGCAGUAAAGGAGGCAGCCUGCUAGGAGAGUUGUGUAAAUUUUAGGGGGAAGUGUGUGACUAUUCUAAUCUUUUUUUUUCUUAUAAUUGUUGGUAAUGUGGGGUAGAUUUUGAGUUGAAUGGGUCAAGGAAAGAUGAACCCAUUUAAGUUUUGUUUUGAGUGCUUUUUUUUCUUUCUUGUAGAGUGCUCUUAUUCUCUGUGCCUAUAAGAGCAUCUAUAUCAAAUGUGUUUUAUGUCUAUGACAGACCUAUGUCUUAUUAUUUUUUCCUGUUUAUUCUGGGUAACAAAGGGUACUGGGAUGGUGGCCGUGUACAUGACUGUGGAUUUGAUGUUUAUUAACUUUAUUUCUCCAGAUGUAACUUCUAAUAUCCUACUGUAAUUUUUUUCUCUGAACUUCAAGAUUA